Pleuronectes platessa (European plaice) is the source of this 5384-nucleotide messenger RNA. RefSeq names its product TSC22 domain family protein 1. Bases 3549 to 3980 code for a protein of 143 amino acids. Gene Ontology annotation, biological process: regulation of transcription by RNA polymerase II. The transcript has 3 exons. Lineage: Eukaryota; Metazoa; Chordata; Actinopteri; Pleuronectiformes; Pleuronectidae. The record is from RefSeq and is a predicted model, not a curated record.
UGUGUGUGUGUGUGUAUAUAGGAGUUGGGUCCUAUUCUAUAAAGGGGUUACUUCUCCUGCCAGUAGGAACUGAAGUGUCUCUAUAGAACGUGGUUGAAUAACUUGCUGCAGGUGGAUUAGAAAGUGUACCUGCUGUAUUCGUGAUAUUAUUUUCUUAUUUCUGUAAUCAUUAAUUAUUUAUUAGGGUGUUUUAGGAUUAUGUAGCAAUUAUUGUCCACGAGUAACACAAAAUAAUCCACUAAGCAGGCUCCUCACUGUGACAUGAUGAUUUGCAAAAAUAAGUGGACACAGCAAGUUAAUAUCAGAUUUUGCUUUUGUGUCUUAACGUAGCACUAGAAAGAAACGUAAAAAUCCACUGACUGCAGUCAGACCAUAUUCAGAACAUGUGUUAGCGCUCCCUCUCUUUGAGACAGUAUGAAUGCUGAGGUGGUGGAUCUAGGCCCUUCUGGCUCUGUGUCUCUGGCCGAGUCUCGCCCUCCCUCCUUCUCUCCCGCCAACUCUCUCCCUAUGUGUGUGUAUUAGUAUGGAGAACUAAGGACUUGCUGCUGUCAGCCAAAAUGCUCCAAUAGUGCUUCUCUCUCUUACAUGUGGAAGCCAAAAUGGCCACUCAUCAUUCCUCCGUACCUCUCUGACUGACUCACAGCAUCUCUCUGUCAUUCUCCAUAGUCAGGGUGUGACUAUGGAAAACCACUGCCAGGGCUUACUGGUACAGUCUGUGUGUGCUUUCCACUAUCAAACUCCAGCUCAGCUAAAAGCCUUUUCAAAUUCAUCAACUCAAUAGGCCCCCUUUUUUUUUUUCAUCGCUGGGACAUGCCAGGCCCCUUUUUGUAAACUUUUAGAGUUUAAAUUUCCCCAGAAAGACGACAGGUGUGGGCACAGUUCCUAUUCCUGUAAGACACAGCAAAAAAUAUCCAUAACUCUAGCAAAUCUAGAAACUCCCCAUCAUAAUGAAAGAGUAAAUACUGGAUAGUCAUAUCAAUGACGCAGUUUGCAGUAUUUGUACAGAAGAAACUAUUACUAUCGAGCACAUUUAUUUUAAUCACACAGAUUAGGAGCUUUGAAAAGCUCUGCUAGUAUACUUAUUGAGCAUUACUAUAGAAAUAAACCCUCAUGACCUGCUUUUGACCCCUGUAUGACUCUGUUAUCUAAACAUGUCUUACAUGUGAUUUAGAUGUGAAAUACACAUUACAAAACAGGCUUUGUGUUGUACACAGCAUGCAGAAAUAGAUAACAUUGUUCAUGGAUGCACAUGCACAGUAACUUAAUGUGCAUGAGCUUAUUUCCGCAGCCCUGCAAAGCCAGAUUGAUUAGUUUUGACCACAGGCCUAAAGUUUGAAUAGCAUCCACUAUGACUUAUUUAGAGCCUGGUCAGAUAAACAGUAAACCAUUGAGUGCACUACAGCAUUUAGAUGUUCACUGAAAUCAAGUUAUUGUAGGUUUAUAACAUGAUGCAAAUAUGCACUCCCAGCACUGAUCACAACAGAUUCACAACCUAGAAAAGAAAUACCUUCUUUUAUACAUUUUUUAACUAUGACUCCGUUCAGACCUGGUACCAUCUGUCUUGAGGGAUCAGAUCAAAAGUAGAAAGUUCUAAGUUCAGGUGUGAACAAGACACAUUUAGGACGAGUUUGAGAUCUGAUCAUUCCCAGGUUGGUCUGGGAUGCAUGUGGCCACAUUCUUUUAGCAGUGUGAACGCAGACAUGUCCUGGGCCACAUUGAACCAUCGCCUAUUCAGCUGAUGUCCUCUGACCUGACCAGUUUACAAUACACAGAUUUAUUUGUAGUGACCCACACAAUAAUAACAUGGACCGGUACAUAUUGAUUUUUCUUUUAUAAGUAAAAUCUUGUUUCAUUGUAACACUACGUGCAGCGCUGGCUCUGCUCUCUCUCUCCCGCUCGCUCACCUUCUCACACGAACACACAAACACAUCUGUAGAGUCAGCCCGGCUAAAAACAACAUCAAUUGGUGUUGGCAAACCGAAAUGACGCACAUGUGUAAUUUGCAUAUCAAUUGGGGAAGUGGUCAGAGAGACGCACGCAUUCAGGAUGCAUCCUACUGCCAGGUGUGAACAGACAAUCUUACAGCUUUCCUCUCUGGAUAGAUGUUAAUACCAGGUCUGAACCGGACCUUUGUAUCAGAGCUUUCGGUCCAUGACCACAUUGUAGAGAUCAGAAUUGUCAGCACUGUGUAGUGGUUGGCUCAAUCCCGUCUGGUGACGUUAGCCAGCGGUAAAGUAGCACUGGACAUUUUAACUUUUGCACCCUCAGGACGUGCUUACAGAGGUGAUUUCACUGAUGUGUAUUCUGACUCUGCAGGUGUUUUUUAGUUCCGAGCCUCGAAACUUGUAUUUUCCUGUAUUUCUAGUUGAUAAAAAACAAAAGCACUUUUCUUAACACAAUGCGAGUUAACUAGAGGACUAAGUUUGAAUGGAGGCGUUUGAAGACUUUCUCUGACUACAUCUGGUAAGCUAACGGGAAGUGUUGUGAGCACGGCUGCUGUAAGGACUGUACGACCCACCCAGAAGUCAUGUGACACUGAUUCACCCCAGCACGUCGAGACUGUUAGGUCAAGUCAAAUCCCCUACAUUGUACUCAUCCUUCACCUGUUGUUUCUUGGCCGGCCGUCUCUAAGCCAGCGGAGGCUCUGUGUGUUUUCUGUCUGCUGGGGCACUAAGCCAUCUUAAGGCUGCCUUUCAAUGAGGAAUGACAUGGUAAGACCCCUAAGCACAGGGUCUCUUGUCUGUCGUGCGGCGGGCUGACACUGAAAACGAGAGCUUGUACAGGGGGGAAAUAAUCGUGAUUCUUUAGAAAACUGCCAACUUCACCAAAAAGUGAACGUCAGGGCCUCUUUUGCAGUUUUGACGGUUGAUCCCUCAGUGACCACAGAAAACUCAUUUGAUUUUUGCUAAUCUCUUUCACCCUUGACUUGAGGCACAGUAUGUACCAUCUAGUCCCAUCAUGUCACAUCCAAACCAUGACAGGGCAUGGUCAGUGCCUACAUUAUCCCUAUGUGCAAAUAAAUCUACAUUAUGCUGAGGAGAUGCACAAAGACAUUGUCUUUACUGAAUAAUACUGUGAUUUAUUAUAUUUGGAUCAGUAAAAGGACAGUUGGAGAUAUAAAGUGAUGCUGAAGAGUUGAGGCUCAGAGUUUAUUGUGUCUCUGUGUCUCAGGAUAUAGGGGGCAGAGGGCUUGUGUUGCAGAAGCAGGGAAAUCACUGGGCCACAUGCUAAUCUCUGUUGAUGGUUUAUAUAACUUCCAGCAUCACAUGAUCACACGUCACCACCCGCCCCAGCUACUCUCUGUACUCAGUUAUUCACUCACUGGUCAGCCAUUCAAACACAAGUAGAUAACAUACACACAUGGACUCAGUCUUCAGAACUUGCCUUGCUGCCUUUUGAUAUUCAGUGCAGCGGCACUUAGUCAUGCAUCUAUAGGGGGUGACGCAGACCUGUCCCCUAAAAUCUAAGAAGGAGCGGGGGGGCCGAUUUGAAAACACCAAACAAAAGAAGCUCGGAAACGCACACUGCUGUGUCACUUUGGAGUGUACAUGUUCCUUUUGACGGACGGCUCCAUGAGAGCGCGGGGUGUGCGGGUGCAGGGCCAUGACGAGAUGGCGAUGGAGCUUUUGUUCUGGGAGCUGGAGCAGCACCUCAAAAGUUCGUCCGGCGCCAGCGUCGUGGCCAUAGACAACAAGAUCGAACAAGCAAUGGACCUGGUGAAGAGUCACCUGAUGUACGCUGUGCGUGAGGAGGUGGAGGUCCUAAAGGAGCAGAUCAAGGAGCUGAUCGAGCGAAACUCCCAGCUGGAGCAGGAGAACACCCUGCUGAAGACACUGGCCAGCCCGGAGCAGCUGGCGCAGUUCCAGGCCCAAGUUCAGACUGGCUCCCCGCCCGCCCCUCCGUCGUCUGCCACAACGGGACCCCCGAGCACCUCUGCUCUGGCCCAGCCCACCUCGCACAGCUCUGGGCCCUCGGCGUAGUCUGGUCUGCACAGAAAAGACAGACUGACGAUUUUCUUGGAGCUCUGCUAGAGCAGCAGAGCCAAACCUGGUCCUGGACAGCAGGAGGUUGCGCUGUUAAGACGAGAAUUUGCACAUAUUUAUCUCUCAGAAGGAUGCAGCUAGCGGCACGAGCGGCGAGGGCGACAGGCUGGAGAUGCUGUUUGGUGGAGGAUUGUCUCACAAGAGGAGGAAUCAAUGAACAGUUGCCAAAUAAACCUUGGACACAUCGACUAGAAUGUCUUACCAAGAGAAAACAACUUAUCGGUGGCGACAUUAUACUUAACAAAAAAAAAAUCACUGUGCCUGUGUCUGGAUUUUAAGUGAUGUCGGUUUUAGUGAUGCUGGAGAUGCAGGAGCUGGAGGACUGUGUUGGUUGUUACAUUUUUUUUUGCUGAAUGAUGUAAAUAAUAAAAAUGGUUCUCUCUCUCGAGACCAGAUCCUAAAGUUACAAGUUGAGAGAAAAGAGCCUUCAGAGUGACAAGUGAAGAAUGUUGGCGAUUAUUACCCUGACAAAGUCCCCAUCUGGAAUGGGGGGGGAGGCUAUUUUGAACAACACUCGGCAGCAUUGAUGACGUUACUUCAAACGUGGGUUUGGUGGGAUGAACAAAACCUGGUUUCUUAUGGAGAUGAUGAAUAUUCUAUUUUCAGUAUUUCACUUUCAAGCUUCUCAUUUUUGCCCUGAAAAAAAGCUCAUCACUAGCUCAACCCUGCAGUGGCAUGUAGUUUAAACCUUGUUCCACAGGGUUGAGGCGUUGGGCUAAGCUGCAUUUUCUUUUCCUAAAAAGUUUGACGGGCAGAAGAUGAUGUAUAUUUCUGUAUAGUGUAAGUACCAUGUAAAAUAGGGAGGAGGUGGAGAAAAAUAACAGAUGCUAUCUAGGUCACACAGACUGAAGCGGGUGAGCGAGGGACGUGAUCGUCUUGCCCAGUCUGUGUCGUCUAUUUUUAUUGCUGUAUUUUCAGGAUUGUGGGAUCGACGGGAGUUUAGGUUAUUUAACUCACAACAACACAGCCAUCAAUGCUGUCCAUAUCCCUUACUGCAACUCUAACUCUGACUGUAAAACAAUUUUCACCUUUUUUUCUUUCUGGAGUAUUGCACCUUUAUUAUUAUUCUCAUUUUUAUUUUUUAAGUUUUGACAGUGAAGUACCUCUGGAUGAACAAUAUCUAUAAACUCAGCAUUUAAAAAAAAAAAAAAAAAAAAAAAAUUACAAACUCUGGAGAUGUUCUUUUUUUUCCUUUUUUCAUUCUGUGUAUCAGUUGUAUGCUGAUGUUCUGUGCAUGUUUCUGCAAAGACUGGAUAAGAUAUUGUAACAUACAUACAUACCGCAAUUGCACUUGACAGCUGCACCUCACAACUUUCAAUAAACAUGCUUAAGGAAGAAUAA